GGAGACGGAAGUCCUCCGGACUAUAGAGAACAAAGACCAGCUUUGGCUCACCACACCGGGGCUGCUUUGUUGAAUAACUUGGCUUGCUCAAACGAAUUCCUUUUUAAUAUUAAGUCAAGACGUUGUAAACAAGUUUACAAUGAAGGUCAUAUGACCAGACAAGUUUCUCUGAAGGGGAGGAAGAGUGAAGAUUUGAUUAGAGACAAUGGCAAAGAAGGUUGCGGUGAUUGGAGCAGGGGUCAGUGGCCUGAUCUCUCUGAAGUGCUGUGUGGACGAGGGUCUGGAGCCCACCUGCUUCGAAAGGACUGAAGAUAUCGGAGGACUGUGGAGGUUCAAAGAAACCGUGGAAGAUGGCCGAGCUAGCAUCUACCGCUCCGUCAUUACCAACACGAGCAAAGAAAUGUCCUGCUUCAGUGACUUCCCGAUGCCGGAGGAUUUCCCCAACUUCCUGCACAACUCUAAACUCCUGGAAUAUUUUAGGAUCUUUGCCAAGAAAUUUGAUCUCCUAAAAUAUAUUCAGUUUCAGACAACCGUCAUUAGUGUGAAAAAACGCCCAGAUUUCUCAUCUUCUGGGCAAUGGGAAGUUUAUACUCAGAGCAAUGGCAAGGAGCAACGUGCUGUCUUUGACGCUGUUAUGGUUUGCAGUGGCCAUCACAUCCAGCCUCACUUGCCACUCAAGUCAUUCCCAGGUAUUGAGAGGUUCCAAGGCCAAUAUUUCCAUAGCCGCCAAUACAAGCACCCAGUGGGAUUUGAGGGGAAACGCAUCCUGGUGGUUGGAAUAGGAAACUCAGCAGCAGAUAUUGCCUCUGAGCUGAGCAAGAUGGCUGCGCAGGUGUUUAUCAGCACCAGACAUGGUUCCUGGGUCUUGAGCCGAAUCUCUGAAGAUGGCUACCCUUGGGACAUGGUAUUCCACACCAGGUUUAGCUCCAUGCUCCGAAAUGUCCUGCCCCGCACAGUUGUCAAGUGGAUGAUGGAACAACAGAUGAAUCGCUGGUUCAACCAUGAAAAUUAUGGCCUGGUGCCUCAAAACAAAUACCUUAUGAAAGAACCUGUACUGAACGACGAUCUCCCCAGCCGCCUGCUGUACGGAGCCAUCAAAGUGAAAACACGAGUGAAGGAGCUCACGGAGACAGCUGUGGUCUUCGAGGAUGGCACGGUGGAGGAAAAUGUGGAUGUCAUUGUCUUUGCCACGGGGUACACGUUCUCUUUUCCUUUCCUGGAAGACUCACUUGUUAAAGUGGAGGAUAAUCGGGUCUCACUGUACAAAGCCAUGUUUCCCCCUCAUCUGGAGAAGCCAACCCUUGCAUGUGUGGGUCUCAUCCAGCCUCUGGGCUCCAUCUUCCCAACUGUAGAGCUUCAGGCGCGUUGGGCGACAAGAGUUUUCAAAGGCUUGUGUAGCUUGCCUUCGGAGACGACUAUGAUGGCAGACAUUGUAGAGAGAAAUAAAAAGAGAAUCGACCUGUUUGGAAAAAGCCAGAGCCAGAUACUGCAGACCAAUUACGUUGACUACCUGGAUGAACUCGCCUUGGAGAUAGGUGCGAAGCCAGACUUCAUCUCUCUCCUUUUCAAAGACCCUAAACUGGCUGUGAAACUCUACUUCGGACCCUGCAAUUCCUACCAGUACCGCCUCGUUGGACCUGGGCAGUGGGAAGGAGCCAGGAAUGCCAUCCUCACCCAGAAGCAGAGGAUUCUGAAGCCCCUAAAGACUCGAACUCUCCAGACCUCAGCUAGUGCCCCAGUGUCUUUCCUGCUCAAGAUCCUGGGGCUGCUCGCUGUGGUUCUGGCCUUCUUUUUCCAACUUCAGGGGUUCUAAUCAGUCACAUGGCACUCUUCUCCAUCACUGCUUCUUAAAAGGGAGACUGAAGAAAUUACAUCCUCAUUAUAAGUUUACUUCAGGGGAACAGGUAGUGGGACUAAUUGUAGGGAGAUCAGAAGACUUAGGUCGAGAUAUAAAACUAAAUUAAGGUCACAGGAUGUUCUUAUCAUUCUGUUUCUUCAAAUUCAUCAGUCUCCACACGGUAUUCUACAAUAACACCAGCACAGGUAGAUAGUGUCAUCAGCCAUGGCAGGUUUUGAGUUACAUGAUAAAAAAAAAUCAAUAAAAUUAUGCAGAAUAAAAAGUAA
Mastomys coucha (southern multimammate mouse) is the source of this 2124-nucleotide messenger RNA. It is a transcript of the gene Fmo2, whose product is annotated as flavin containing dimethylaniline monoxygenase 2. Gene Ontology annotation, molecular function: flavin adenine dinucleotide binding; NADP binding; N,N-dimethylaniline monooxygenase activity. The transcript has 9 exons. The coding region runs from base 206 to 1813 and encodes 535 amino acids. The record is from RefSeq and is a predicted model, not a curated record. Lineage: Eukaryota; Metazoa; Chordata; Mammalia; Rodentia; Muridae.